Neospora caninum is the source of this 1674-nucleotide messenger RNA. RefSeq names its product putative DNA-directed RNA polymerase II largest subunit. The record is from RefSeq and is a predicted model, not a curated record. The transcript has 3 exons. NCBI's taxonomy places the organism in Eukaryota, Apicomplexa, Conoidasida, Eucoccidiorida, Sarcocystidae. Bases 1 to 1674 code for a protein of 557 amino acids.
AUGAGCCUCACACGAGAGCAGAACGAUGAUUCUAUCCUUCGGUUGGUCUCCGAGCCCGUUGACAACGUGCAGGGAAAUGGCGACAAAAACCCCUUUUCCCCGGUCACCUUGGCAGAACAAGACGAGGAAGCUAGUGGUCCAUCUGCAGAAGCUUCUGCUGAAAAAGCAAAAGCAACCUCAGUUCCUCAAAAUGGUGCAAUCGGCGAUGCAGAGGAACUGGAAAAACAUAUCAAUAUCAUCGAGAGUGGCGGUGGUCCGAUUCGCCAAGAGGGAGGGUCGGGAGUCUCUCACAAAGGAAACCCGAAAAGCGAGACCUCUCCAGCUGCAGAGUUUGUGGCAGGAGACGGAGAUCCAACGGAUGGUUCGGUCCUUGACUCGACAGAAGAACAACUUUCAUCUUCUACAGAUUUAGCGGGAGCCGCUGCGAGACAAGACGAGGUCGUUGACACAGAUGACAAAGAAACAUCGGCUCCGGCACUUAAUGCUCUGUCAGAAGACGGUGCGGGUGGCGAAACCGCCCACAAAAAUGAAGCGCCAUCCACUCCUGACUCAAGUGCAUUGGUCGGCGGAUCAAGCGCGGUAACUGAGGGGGAUUACGAGAGGCAGCAACAGGAGAAAACGAAGGAAAAUGUGCCCUCUGAAACACACCAGAAGGGCGCACCAAGCAACAAGGCGAAUGAGGGCUCAGCGACGACCAGAUUGCCGGAGGCGGAUAGUCCGGCAGCUAAAAACGUUCAAGCCAGUCCUCAGCAUUUUCUUUGGGGAGCCCCAGACGUAUUGCCGUUGGGAAAAUAUCUUUCCCAAGUUUCUGGGGACUUCAUCGACUCUCCGGCAAUGGCAGCAUUCUCCACUUUCGCAACCAUGUCUCCAGUGUACUCACCGUUCGAAGGAAUCGGAAUGUCUCCGAGUGUGAUGCGUGACGAUAGUGGAACGUAUCUGCCACCUGUGGCCCCAGCACCUAGCCCGUACAUGGCCUCUCUGCACCCAGCAGUAUUUCAGGGAGGUAUGAGUAUCGAUCCAACGUCAGGCUUUUCCACUACCAAUUUCGGAGCAAUGUACAGCCCCAACUUCUCCGCUGCAGCUACCAGACCCAUUCAUAUGCCCAGCGCCAUAGAGACUACGCCUUCCGUGUCUAUGAUGGAUAACACUCCGGUUGGGGGUGUUUCCUUUUCGCCGGCUCUUCGUGCGAGCACGUUAGACGGAAGCAUCGGAGGCUUGGGAAUGCCAUUUACGGGUGUUAUGGUGGGUCAAUUCAACGAAGAGAGCGUCCCCCUUCUAAACGGAAGUGGCAACUCCGGCCUAUCAUCGCCAAGCAUGACACACGGAGCACCGCGCAUGCAGUUCGGCGGAUCCGCAGGGAUUGGCAUGCCUUUCCAUAACCGUUUCUUUCCAACCGCAGACGGCCACAACCUAGCAAACGGCGGCCAGACAACAGGGAAUGUGAACACCGGUUUCUCUAUCACUCCUGGAGAGGGCACCCCGUCGCCCAAACACUUUCCUUCUACAUUCCCUCAAUUCUCCUUCGGCUCCGGUGGUGAAUUUCCUGACUCCAGAUCUGGAGGGGAUUCCGUUAUGAAGGGGGACACGUAUCAGGAAAUCAACAAUUCUUUUCAGGCAAGCGGAACAUGGAACGCGUGGAGUUCCCCUCGCGCCCGAGACCCAUUCAACGACUAA